Messenger RNA from Sitodiplosis mosellana (orange wheat blossom midge), 1445 nucleotides. RefSeq names its product 5'-AMP-activated protein kinase subunit beta-1 (gene alc). The record is from RefSeq and is a predicted model, not a curated record. Gene Ontology annotation, molecular function: protein kinase binding. The transcript is spliced from 3 exons. Lineage: Eukaryota; Metazoa; Arthropoda; Insecta; Diptera; Cecidomyiidae. Gene Ontology annotation, biological process: signal transduction. Bases 233 to 1087 code for a protein of 284 amino acids. Gene Ontology annotation, cellular component: cytoplasm; nucleus; nucleotide-activated protein kinase complex.
AGUCUCCAUCUUUGUUUUGACGUUUAUCAAUUGCUUUAUUUUUAUUCAUCUUUUUUUUCUUCUUUCUGAUGAAAAAAUUCAUGGUCGCUGAGAAAAAUAUCAAAAACACAUUAAUUGAAACGGUGGUUGCUAGCCAAAUGGUUUUUGUAAAUGAUUUCGAGUGAUUGUUGUGCGAAACGGAAUUGAAUUGUGAAAAUCUCCGCGAUAAAAAAGUGAGAAUAAAUCAAAAAUUAUGGGGAAUGCAGGUAGCAGUGGUAUUCCACGAGAACGUCAUAAGUCGAGUUCAAGUGAUAUGCCCAGUUCGCCUGUGUUGAAAGACGGCCAGGCAUUUGUGUUCGACAAGAAAUCCGAUAAAGCACUCCAUUAUCAGGGCUCAUCGCACGAAGAAGAAGAACCAUAUUAUACAAAACCAGUUGUUACAACAACCGUUGAACCAAUUGUAACAACAUCGACAACAACUAGCUCGGCCGUAACUGAACCAAUACCCAUUGUUACGGAUAAAACGGAUGUGGAUCCAUCGUCAAAAGUCCUGCCAACGGUAUUCAAAUGGGACGGAGGCGGCAAAGAAGUGUUCAUUAGUGGGACAUUUUCCGAUUGGAAGCCACUUCCAAUGGUCAAGAGUCAUGGUGAUUUUGUGACAAUCGUUGAUUUGCCCGAGGGUGAACAUCAGUACAAAUUCUGUGUGGACGGCGAAUGGAGACAUGAUCAGAAAUUGAAAAAUGUCGACAAUGACGUAGGAAGUAAGAACAACUUGGUGUCGGUGAGACAAUCGGACUUUGAAGUGUUUCAAGCUCUGGCAAAGGACAGUGAAGAUUGUGUGAAUAGUGCGCAAAAGGAAUGGGGUCAAGAUAUUCCCGUUGAUAAACCGUGGGGUGCUGGUCCACCGGUUCUGCCGCCGCAUUUACUUCAAGUCAUUUUGAACAAAGAUACACCACUUUCGUGUGAACCAACGCUGUUGCCGGAACCAAAUCACGUGAUGUUGAAUCAUUUGUAUGCGUUGUCAAUUAAGGAUGGCGUUAUGGUGCUUAGUGCCACUCACCGAUAUCGAAAGAAAUACGUCACUACUUUACUCUAUAAACCAAUCUAAGUGCCGCAUCAAAUCAAUCUCUAGAGAAACACACUAUACACACACGAUGAAAAAAAAACCGAAAUGUUUAUCAAAUUGUAUUUAUAUUUUGUUUGUUUGCACCCAAUUUUGUUGUUAAGAAUUUUAUGAACUUGUCCCAAACACGCUAUGCUUUAGCUUUUGGAUUACUUUGUAAAUUAUAUUUCACAUGCAGUAUUCCUGUGCACCAGUUUUGUCGCUACACGUUUCAAAUGACAAAUAAAUAUGUAUAUCAAAACAAAGAGAGAAUUUACGUUGGGACAAAACUGUGCACUCAAAUACUGAUGUAAUUACAAGCAAACGUAAUAAAGUUUUACUGGUAAUUUUAGCGAAUACAAAA